AGGGUGAGAGCGGUCGGGGAGAAAGACGGGGCAAGCAGGGGAGAAGUGGGCCAAGCCGCCGUCUCAUUCUUGUUGAAGAUCAGGAAGCGGCAGAAUGUGUCAGGAUCUGCUUGACUGCUGAAAGCAAGACCCAACACGACAGGGGCCGGGGCGAGAGGAGGAAAAGAAGGGGGAGUGAAGGGCACGAGGAGGAGGAGGGUGAAGGAGGAGACUUUGAGGAGUUCUGGGGUCUGUGGGGGUCUGGUGUCCCUCCAGGAUCUUGUUGGCAAAGUGCCUUAGAAGGACCCAGCAAAGGUCCUGUCCCAGAGAGACCCCAUCCAGCCCUCUGCUGCGGGACACCAUGAACUAUCUGAACGUGUUGGCCAAGGCCUUGUACGACAAUGUGGCCGAGUCUCCGGACGAACUGUCCUUCCGCAAAGGCGACAUCAUGACAGUGCUGGAGCGAGACACUCAAGGACUGGAUGGUUGGUGGCUCUGCUCUCUCCAUGGCCGCCAAGGCAUCGUCCCCGGCAACCGCCUCAAGAUCCUUGUUGGCAUGUAUGACAGUAAGCAGCAGGCCUCCCCUUCCACUCCAGAUCCCACCUCUCAGGUACUGCGACCUCUUCCCACUAAGAGCGCCUAUCCCAAACCAUCGCUCAAACCCCCUGGGUCAUCUGUGGGGUUCCCAACCAAGACCCUUCCAGGAGUCCAGUACACGUCCAUGCACCCAGCCUACUCCACUCCCAGUCCUGCACAGUCCAGCCCUGACUCUGUUUACAUGAUGCCUCCCUCUCAUGGUCCAAAGCCAAGCUCCCAAGGUGUGUAUCAGGUUCCUUCUGGUCCAAGCGGACCCCCUCUACAGGCCCAGCCAGCCCCCCCCAGUAAGACCACAGCUGUGGGCCACAGGCAGUUCCAGGCACCUGGACAGGAUAUCUACCAGGUUCCUCCAUCUGUUGGCCCAGGGCCAGGCCAGGGAACAGCUCCACCUGCAGGUGGCCAGGAUGUGUACCAAGUCCCCCCUUCCUUGGAGAAAAGAAACUGGGAAAGCAGCAACAAACCGCUUGGCAAGGUGGUGGUCCCCACCCGGGUUGGACAGAUGUAUGUGUACGACACGGUGAAGCCGGAGCAAGACGAGUACGACAUUCCACCCCGACACCCGCCUCCAACCCAGCAGGAUAUUUACGACGUGCCCCCCGCCCGGCAGCAGUACAACACCCAGGUGUACGAUACCCCUCCCAUGGUGAUGAAGGGACCCUCCAGCUGUCAGGACAUCUAUGACACCCCCCCAGGCCCAGACAAGAACCCCCAGCAGACGUCAGCGACGACGACGAGCCCCCCAUCCCGGAGGACGUGUAUGAUGUCCCGCCCCCUAUUCUGACCGACAAGCAUCUUCACAGAGACAGGGCCGCGGCGAGCCAGCCCCCCCAGGACAUCUAUGACAUCCCGAGCGCCCUGCGCUCCGGAAGUCACACUAUCCAGGACGUCUACGACUUCCCGCGAGAACGAGAGGAGCGGGGAGGGGAGAGGGGGGACCAGUACAUCUAUGAUGUCCCACCACAGGUUGUCCGCGACCCCCAGUCCAGCGGGGACGAUCAGAGCGUGUCUUUCAAGCGCCUGUCCGCCUCCAGCACCGGCAGCACCCGCAGCAACCACUCGUCGUCCUCCCUGGACGUGGUCCCUGUCCGGGACUCCUCGGCUCCAGGGAAGCCUCUCAUCCUGGACCUGGACCAGGCCAUGGAGCGGCUGUCCCGUCUGCAGCAAGCCGUGGAGUCCAGCGUGUCCCUCAUGAUGUCCUUCAUCACAGGAAACUGGAGAAGUUCGGCUCACCUGGAGGGGAACCUUCCCGCCAUCCAUCAGGCCGCUGACCGUGUGCGCAUCACCGUGCGAGACUUCCUGGAGUUUGCUCGCGGCGCGGUGGCGAACUCGGCCCAGGCCACGGAUCGCUCCCUGCAGACCAAACUGAGCCGCCAGGUGGGGAAGAUGGAGGAAGUCUUCCAGAGUCUGGUCAGGCACAGUCAGAGCCUGGACGCCAUCUUCUGGUCACACGCCGCGCUCUCGACACCACCCCCAGGUGGGGACGACCUCGAUCGACUCAUCAUGACGGCGAGAGGCAUUCCCGACGACGCCAAGCAGCUUGCCUCUUUUCUGCACGGAAACGCGUCGCUGCUUUUUAAAAGGACCAACCGGCAGCAGCAGCAGCUGCCCCUGCCUCCAAUCCCAGGGGAGAUCAGCAGUCACAUGACCGGAUCGGGAAGUGGAAGUUACCAGGGGGGGGAGAAAGUCCACAUUCAGUCACGGCCCCUCCCCUCUCCGCCAAAGUUCACAUCUGCAGAGGAAGAGGCGGGCGUGGAGCGGCCAUACGAGAGCACCGAGGAGGGCUGGAUGGAGGACUACGACUACGUACACCUGCAGGGAAAGGAGGAGUUUGAGAAGAACCAAAGACAGCUGCUGGAAAAAGACAACAUCAUCAGAAACAACAAAUCCCAUCUGGAGCAGCAGCAGAUUAAGAAGUUUGAACAACUCGAACAGGAAGUCUGUCAGCCAAUUAACAACGACAUGACGGGCUGGGUCCCGCCCCCUCACCAUUCUCUGGCCAACUCGCUUGCCAAGAGUAGUGCUGGAGACUCGUCCUCCUCCAAGCUUUGCCAUGGCGACCGGCAGCUCCUCCUCUUCUACCAGGAGCAGUGUGAGCACAACAUCACCACGGUAACCAACGCCAUCGAUGCCUUCUUCACCGCCGUCAACUCCAACCAGCCGCCCAAGAUCUUCGUCGCUCACAGCAAGUUCGUCAUCCUCAGCGCCCACAAGCUGGUCUUCAUCGGGGACACGCUGUCGCGGCAGGCCCGGUGCCCCGAGGUGAGGUCCCGGGUGGCCCAGAGCAGCAACACCCUCUGUGAGAAACUCAAAGACAUUGUGAUCAGCACCAAGACGGCGGCGCUGCAGUACCCGGCGCCCGGGGCGGCCCGGGACAUGACGGAGCGGGUGCGGGAGCUGGCGGGGUGCACACAGCACUUCAGGAUGGUGCUGGGUCAGCUCCUGCUCAUGUAAGGACCCGGGGCGGGGGCAACAAAGACCGGGCAGCUCUCUGGAGGUCAGCAGCAUGGGGCGGGCGAUGGCGAGCAGCAGGAGAUGCUGCACACUCCUCCCCUGGGGGGUCAGUAAAGUCCCCGCCCCUCACGUGACCCUGAACCCUGCAGGUCUGGGACCCUCUCUGGGAUAAGGGUCACCUCCCCUUCCCUGACUGUUUGUCACUCCGGCACCCCCUAAAGGAACAGUUUAUCGUCAGUGGGCGGAGCUAAAGGUUGUAAAGUAAUCAUUGUAAAUGUUGCCUGACACAAACAGACACAUAAAUAUAACUCGGUGUUUUUUGUUGCUGGUUUUUAAGGUGAGAAGAGGACAUGACUGUAGGUUUUAGACCGUAUCCAUUCUUGUUAUUGCUAUUCUGUAAUUAAGACUUCUGAUCCUCGUGUCAAUAUCGUUAGGAAUGUCUCAAUUCCAGAUUAUAUGUAUGAACAUGAUGUAUUCACACUUUCCAAAAAAAAAAAAAAACUGGAGCACACAAUCAUCUAAAUUCUCCCCGACGAGCUGGCGUUGCCAUGACGACGGACUCGGACCGUGCAGCAGCAGCAGCUCCUCCUGCGUCAUUGCAGAUGCUGUCCUUAAGGAGAAAACAAGCUAUCCUGUUUUGUAAGAGGCAUGUACCUGAGAAAAGUGGAAACGUGUUGGAGAGUGAAUGCAUUAAAGCGGCGUUCCUGUUGA
Oryzias melastigma (Indian medaka) is the source of this 3738-nucleotide messenger RNA. It is a transcript of the gene bcar1, whose product is annotated as BCAR1 scaffold protein, Cas family member. Gene Ontology annotation, cellular component: cytoplasm; focal adhesion; plasma membrane. NCBI's taxonomy places the organism in Eukaryota, Metazoa, Chordata, Actinopteri, Beloniformes, Adrianichthyidae. Gene Ontology annotation, molecular function: protein binding. Gene Ontology annotation, biological process: cell surface receptor protein tyrosine kinase signaling pathway; cell migration. The record is from RefSeq and is a predicted model, not a curated record.